UGUCUGUUUUUUUUGUUUUUGGGUAAAAGAGUCUGCCAUAGCCAUCUUCUUAAACAUUCAGCGUUAAUCUGCAAAGACCGGCGCCGAUAAUGAAUAAAGGCGGUGGUUCUGGUGGCGGAAUGGCCGGAUCCGGUGGAGGAAGUGGACCGACGGCAGCUGCUGCGGCGGCGGCAUUACAGAAGCAAAAGGCCUUGUUACAGAGAGUAGAAUCUGACAUCACAUCUGUUGUCGAUAACUUCACGCAAAUCGUCAAUGUCGCAAGGGUAAGUGAUCCGCCGAUGAAGAACUCGCAGGAAUCAUUCAUGAUGGAGAUGCGAGCUUCUAGAAUGGUUCAAGCAGCUGAUUCUAUAUUGAAACUAGUAUCGGAACUGAAGCAAACCGCUAUAUUUUCUGGAUUUGCAUCACUAAACGAUCAUGUAGAACAAAGAAUUGAAGAGUUUGAUCAAGAGGCCGAGAAUACAAAUCGGUUGUUGGCUAGAAUAGCCGAUGAUGCAUCUGCCAGUCUUAAAGAGCUGGAGUCACACUAUUACUCUUCUGCUCAGAGAUUGGAUAUAUAGACAUCUGAGUAUUUAAAAUGGCAGGAGGAGCCAGCAGCAGUCUAUCUAGACCAGUUAACAGAUAAAAUAAUUGGUUCAUAAAACAGAGGAAACAGAGGACAAACGAGCGUUUUGGACAAUCCUUUCCCCAUUGAUUACAUUUCCUUCACUGUUGUAUGUAUAAUCUACGGUUCUCAGUUGUCAUAGCUUUCAAUGUGAUGAACAAACGUUUGAUGUUUUCACCAAUUUGUCAGUGAUUUUUGUGUUGUGUAUCAUCCUUUUGAUUUUU
Camelina sativa (false flax) is the source of this 825-nucleotide messenger RNA. Its product is annotated as mediator of RNA polymerase II transcription subunit 22a. Lineage: Eukaryota; Viridiplantae; Streptophyta; Magnoliopsida; Brassicales; Brassicaceae. Gene Ontology annotation, cellular component: mediator complex. Gene Ontology annotation, biological process: regulation of transcription by RNA polymerase II. Gene Ontology annotation, molecular function: transcription coregulator activity. The record is from RefSeq and is a predicted model, not a curated record.